AUGUUCGACCCCGCGCUGAGGCCGCCCUCGAUUCGUUCCGUAGCGAGCAACUCGAGCAUCACCAGUGGCCUGUCCCGACGCUCCAGGACGCGUAGACGUUCCAAGACUGUCACUGGUGGCGCCCCACCGCGACCAGACGAUAUCGCUGCGACACCAGUGUCAGAAUUGCCCUACCUUGACGCCCCAAUCGUCAACGGACCCUUCGCUAGCGCCUCUUCAUCCUCGUCGCUUCCUAUUCGGCCCCCCAAGUCCCCACGCAGACCCGACUAUGAGCUUUCAACGCUCACAACCGCAACGACACCCAGCUCACAUGGCCUUGACCUCCCAAACACAGCAGAAGUAACCAUGGUCGAACCCCUACCCUCGCCUCUUCUCGGAAAAUCGCCAAAAGUUACAGAGCUAGAUACGACGAAGCUGUCAUCUGCUGUCGUACAAUCAGGCUAUAGACCACCUCCCUCGGCCUUCUCUCGCGACCCUGCCUUCACUCCUCAUGUUCGCGACUCCAUUUCGACCCACCAAUCGGGCACUUCAUCGUCCCUGUACCCACCGUCUACUCCCACAACCUCGACACGUCCGGACACGCCCCCAACUCCUCGCUCAAUGUCCCGCCUCGACUACCUCGACCAUCCUCUCAGUCCUGAAAUUAGAGAAGUAAAAGGUUUCGAUGGUGACGAUGUGGCGUAUCGACUACAAUUGUUGGUGAAGAACAACUACUUUCUACCCCCGGCUCACUCGAAGCCCUCACCCGCCGACUUUGCCGCAGUGGAUGCAUCGUCAGGCAAGAAGCCCGUAAAAUCUUCAACCCCCGCAUUCCUCGACCUCUUCCGUGUCGUCAAACCCAAGUCUAAACCCAACACACCUCCGACCGCUUCCCCCAACCCAGAUGCUCCCCCACCCAUGCUCAGAACCACGGCGGACUCAAUAACGACAGGGCAUCUGCUCCGCCCUCAACAACACCAGCCCCGAACAUCUUCCCAGAUCCCCCGGACGUCACCCCAGCCGAGAGGAGGCCGCGUGGUCGUUGUAAGGGAGAAGAUGGAAGAUUUGGCCGUCGCAGCUAAACAAGCCGAACAAGACCUCAGGAAUAAGGGUUUGGAUUUGGUGCAGCCCCCGAGUUUGGGGGCACUGGACGACGUGAUAGACCCAACGGACGCCGUCGAUGUACCACUCCCAUCGGCCUCUUACCCCUUUGCUGUUCAAGCAUCUGCCUUACACGGCCUGGGCGUCCAGGACUCAGUUGGUGCCGCUCUUCUCGCCGACCGACUUCCCCCGCCCAAAGGGUCAAAUAUGUCCUCAUCUUUUGAUAUUGAUGACGAUUGGCGCAAGGCACUCCUCCACGAAGCCGUACAUCACUCACUUGACAACACCCCUGAUGCAUCCUUUUCCCAUAACCUCGGCGCAUCGACCCCUGUUCUCUCAGGUCGGUUUCGGUCGAGCUCGCAUGCACCGACGCCUACAUUCGACCGCGACACGCCUCCUCGAGAUGUACAGACGCCUCCUCAGAUGCUUACAGCGAAACCAAAUUCGCGAGAAAAGCCACGCAAAAAGAUACCCGAUCUGGGGAGGAACGAGGAACACAGACCUGCACCGUUGGAUCUCGACGACAUGAGGAGGGAGAGUCACUCUUCCAGUGUGUUGCCUCCAAGGGUGAUAACUCCUGUGGGACCCAUGACGCCGCUCGCCCCUCCCCCGCGGAAUCGAUACAUCACUCAACACUCGAGUAGUUCGCAAACGAACUUGCCUUCCUCCCUACAGGACUCGGAGCCCCCACGUUCAAACAGUGCGGCGUCUUAUCACACUUUACGCAGAGCAAGGUCGUCUCCACUGUUAUCGGAUCACGAUGCCCUUCGUAGAGGACUUGUCAUGACGCCUCCACCAGUUCCCAACUCUCGACUGGUUUCGGCAACUACAAUGACGUCUUAUGAUAACUCGCAAGAACGGCCUGAUAGCAUUACUUCUGGUUCUUUCUAUACAGAUGACGAUUUCGACGACGAAGGUCUGCCGCGACAUUCAUUGGCACUUUCAGCCGUCCAUGGGGCUCAUGGUCGGCCUUCGUUAUCAGAAUAUUCGCAAUCGUCGCUGUCGCCGACCACGUCCGCUUUCCAGGAUGCUUUGAACCGCAACCCGUACUAUUCGAGUUCUAUGUCUAGCCUUCACCAUUCGCGUGUCAGCCUGGAGCAGCGCGACCGAGGUAUUCAUGGACCUGGCUUCCCACGCGACUCUACUCUUUCACCACCACCGCCUCGAAUGUCGUCCUCACUUGCGCAUGUCGCCCUUCCCCCACCACCACGUCCCCGCAAUUACCCGUAUCAACAUCGAUUCGUGCCCCGACCACCCUCUGAUACGUCUUCACUCACAGAGGCAGGUUCACUCCAUGGUCCUGAUGAUGUUAAUGAGACGCUUAGGUUUGACGAACCUGCACCAACCUCUCCUGGACUUGAUGGUCUGGAACAACCACGGGAUAUGCCUGACAUACCACGGCUAUCGCUGGACAGUGAUGCUCACCAUCCUAUCGUUCCAAGUAUCAACACUGGAAAUGAACCCCCCUCGGACACGUCCUUCUUCGACACUAUCCAGACGCAGCCAAAUGCGAUGGACGAUUUGGACUCUUCCGAUGAGGAUGAGUUACCGCCCCCGCUUCCGCCUCCGAGUCCUCGGAUACACGAACUUGACAGUCGAACUCGCGCAAUUUCCGUCACCUCUUCCAAUGGGUCUCGGUCCCCGCUGAUGAGGCAGCAAAACCAUUCGCUACCCUACGUCGCCCGUGCCAACGAAGCUUCCACUAGUUCCAGGUUCUUGCCGAUCGGCGGAGGGGGUGGGGGGUCGAGCAUACCAAAGCAGGGAGUUGGGAAUGUUCCUCCAAAACCUCAGUACUUCGCGGAUAGGAAGAGCGACAGUGGCCACCCAAUGCCCUCGGUAGCUUAUUCCAUCAUUCAACACUCUCAAGAGCGGCUACCUCUGUCUUCGACGAGCAUAAACAGCGAUCACAAAGAAGCGCUGGCGAAGCCCAGGCCUGCGACCGCGAGUCAAGCUGUCCCGUCAUCCUGGAAAGCACAGGAAUCCUUGCGCAAACUCGAUGGGAUGCUCCUCCAGCAUAUGGAAGCUGAGAAAGAUACCAUCAAAAGGAUAGCCACCACCGUCAAGCAAAGCAACCCCGCUCCCCCUUCACCUUUUCCAUAA
Molecule: messenger RNA, 3180 nt
Organism: Coprinopsis cinerea okayama7#130
Lineage: Eukaryota; Fungi; Basidiomycota; Agaricomycetes; Agaricales; Psathyrellaceae
Exons: 2
Coding region: 1-3180 (1059 amino acids)
Source: RefSeq, a predicted model, not a curated record